GAGAGACACACGGAGAGGGAGAGAGAGGGAGGGAGAGAGAAGCACUCGUCUCCACUGCCCCUCCCAGCAAAUGGGAGAGCAAGUCUAAAUCAUGUUGCAUAUCAGUGCUGUUGUGCUGUGAUGUUGCUCAGGCAGAGCCCGGCGCAGAGCCCGGCGCAGAGCAGGCAGCCUUGUGGACCAGCACUCAGACCCAGGAUCAGCCCAGCCUACUCAGAGCUGGAGACCCUCUCCCCGCAACGUCCCUCGCCUCCACCGCAUGCCCCCUUCAGUGACAUGUACCCCGAAGAGAGCCGGGGGUCUGGAGGGGUAGCCAAUGUGGACUUCCUGGAAGGGACAUACGACUAUGCCGCCCCCACCCCGGCCCCGACUCCUCUUUACAGCCACUCCACAACUGGCUACUUCUCUGCUCCUCUGGAUGCCCACGGACAACCCUCAGAUGGCAGCCUUCAGUCCCUGGGUAGUGGGCCUACCAGUCCUCUUGUGUUCGUGCCCUCCAGCCCCCGACUCAGCCCCUUCAUGCACCCACCCAACCACCACUAUUUGGAAACCACCUCAACACCCGUCUUCAGGUCCAGUCAGCAGUCCGUUUCCAGAGAGGACCAGUACGGCACCAGCGACGAGUCAUACAGUGUGGGGGAGUCGGGGGCUGGAGCCGGGGCGGGGGGGUUUGAGAUGGCCAAAGAGACACGUUUCUGUGCCGUGUGCAGCGACUAUGCCUCUGGGUAUCACUACGGGGUGUGGUCCUGUGAGGGCUGCAAGGCCUUCUUUAAGAGGAGCAUCCAGGGUCACAAUGACUACAUGUGCCCAGCAACCAAUCAGUGCACUAUUGACAGGAAUCGGAGGAAGAGCUGCCAGGCUUGCCGUCUUAGGAAGUGUUACGAAGUGGGCAUGAUGAAAGGAGGUGUGCGCAAGGACCGCGGGCGUGUUUUGCGGCGUGACAAACGACGGACUGGCAACAGUGACCGAGACAAGGCCUCUAAGGACCAGGAGCACAGGACAGUGCCCCCUCAGGACGGGAGGAGACGCAGCAGUGCUUGUGGUGGAGGAGUAAAAUCAUUGCUGACCGGCAUGCCUCCCGACCAGGUGCUGCUCCUGCUCCAGGGUGCCGAGCCACCAAUACUGUGCUCUCGUCAGAAGCUGAGCCGACCCUACACCGAGGUCACCAUAAUGACGCUGCUCACCAGCAUGGCAGAUAAGGAGCUGGUCCACAUGAUUGCCUGGGCCAAGAAGCUUCCAGGUUUCCUGCAGCUGGGUCUCCAUGACCAGGUGCAGCUGCUGGAGAGCUCGUGGCUGGAGGUGCUGAUGAUUGGGCUCAUCUGGAGGUCCAUUCACUGCCCCGGCAAACUCAUCUUCGCACAGGAUCUCAUACUGGACAGGAACGAAGGCGACUGUGUGGAAGGCAUGGCUGAGAUCUUCGACAUGCUGCUGGCCACUGCUUCCCGCUUCCGCUUGCUCAAACUCAAACCGGAGGAGUUUGUCUGUCUCAAAGCUAUCAUCUUGCUCAACUCUGGGGCCUUCUCUUUCUGCACCGGCUCAAUGGAGCCCCUCCACGACACCGCGGCUGUGGAGCACAUGCUGGACACUAUCACAGACGCUCUCAUACAUCAUAUCAGCCAAUCAGGAUGCUUGGUUCAGCAGCAGUCAAGGCGGCAGGCCCAGCUGCUCCUCCUGCUUUCCCACAUCAGGCACAUGAGCAACAAAGGCAUGGAGCAUCUCUACAGCAUGAAGUGCAAGAACAAAGUGCCUCUGUACGACCUGCUGCUGGAGAUGCUGGACGCUCACCGCCUCCACCGCCCAGACAGACCAGGUCAGCCCUGGUCUCAGGUUGACGGAGAGCCUCCCUCCACCUCCAGCAGCAGCAUCGGAGGCGGCUCUUCAGUUGGCUCAGGACCCCGAGUCAGCCAUGAGAGCCCCAGCAGAGCCCCCACAGUCCUGCAGUACGGAGGCUCGCGCUCAGACUGCACCGUCAUCCUAUGAGAGAGAGCAAAAAGGUCAAAAGUCAUUUUUAUGGGUGAUGUGUGCAGUACAUAAUUAGAGGGGUUUGGGAAUGAAAUAUAAAAGUUGUAUUUGAAUUUAUUUUAUGAAUUAUUUAUAAAUUAAGUGAUUCUAUAGUUGUAGCUGUUUAGGGAGAACAUUUUCUAAAAUAUGAGCUUCAGUGCAGUAAAUCUUCGAUGCUGCCUCUCAUAAGAUCUAUGAUUUUGAGUCUGUCUCUAACAGUUCUACAGUAGAGCUUAUUAUUUACAAAAUGGCAGCUGUAAAGUCAUAUUGUGGCACUCUGAUAGUUUUGGAAUGAUGAGCAGCUAAUUUUUCUUUUCAUUCCCCUCGACCAAAGUGCACUUCCUCUGGGGUUUAGGGGCUAUUGGGCAUUAUUAUUAUUUUUACUAUUAUUAAGAUGAUUACACAUGAUAAAACUCGUUAAAAUGAAUGUGUAAUUUAUUUUGUGUUUUAAAUUCUAACACUGUUAAAGACUAAACAUCAGGUAUUGGGAUUUCUAAACACACACAAUUUUAAACUUUGAUAUAUUUGGAAAAGAAAAUAAUUUCAAUGAACAGUGGCUAAGGAUAUCUGUUGAAUUUUAAAUAGCUAAACAUUGCACGAUCAAAUCCUAGCACACUGAUCACAUAAUGAAGGAAGCCGUGCGUGUGUGUGCGUGUGUGCGUGUGCGUGUGCGUGCGUGCGUGCGUGUGUGUGGCUCCACGCUGAUUUGAUGCAUAGAUUUUCUUUUGUCUUGAUGCAGGUGUUCAACAUUUCUAACAAGUCAAAGCUACAAGUGGUUUUUGCUCAUCCACUAAUUCAGUGCUUAGCUGGACUUACACACCUCCCAAAAAAAUAAUAUCAUAAUGUAUGUGCACAUAUGCAAUGGUUUUUCUGUUUAAAUGGACCAAAUGUAAACGAGAUAUCUGAUAUGGACAUGAUCAGGUGUUUUCUUUAUUAGCUGCUAUACACUGCGAGCGUCAUUAUAAAAGACCCUUAUAAGGUUAUUAUAAAGAAAAUAGUGAAAAAUGUCAUAAUUCAAAAGUGACAUGUUUAAAUAAGUCUAAAUCCUAAAUAUAUUCAAUAUACUAUCACAAACCAUAAAGAAAAGCAGAAAAUCCUCAGGGUGUGUUCAGACAAAAACGCCAGGCACACAUUUCAGAGCAACAUUGACCUUUAGCCGUUAGUGCUUUUUUUUCUAAUGUCUGUUUUUAGGGUUCCACCUUUUAUUAUUUCCCUCCAGUUUCUGUACGUUCAUGAAACCGAUCCAUUAUCCUCGGGAUUGGCCCCCCCUGGCCACCCUCAAUAUGCAAAAAUGUCGUUCAACUGGCAAAUUCACGUCUAAUCGCGUCGCCUUGUUUGCGUUCUGUCUAAACACACAGUCACAACUGAGAAACGGCAGCAAGGGACUACUUGGCAUUUGUGCUUAAGAAAAUGACUAAUUGCUUGUCUAAAUAUUUGUGGAUUGUUUUACUGUCAAUCGACUAAUCGCUUCAGCUGUACUCAAAGAAAUGCAGGCAAUUCAAAUGUAUAUUGCGAGGAUAGAAACGCUAAACAAAAGAUGACAUUACAGCGUCGUUUUAAGUUGUCAAUUCUGAUGUCUGUGAAUGAAAAUUGGAUUUGGGCACUUGAGCUGUGAAUUAUAAGUCUAGUCAAACCUAAACUGUCUAUCAUUUGUUUACUGUGCAUAAAAAUAAAAGCAUUCAAUGGGAAAA
This is a messenger RNA of Cottoperca gobio, 3689 nucleotides long. It is a transcript of the gene esr1, whose product is annotated as estrogen receptor 1. NCBI's taxonomy places the organism in Eukaryota, Metazoa, Chordata, Actinopteri, Perciformes, Bovichtidae. Gene Ontology annotation, cellular component: nucleus. Gene Ontology annotation, biological process: regulation of DNA-templated transcription; steroid hormone receptor signaling pathway. The record is from RefSeq and is a predicted model, not a curated record. The transcript is spliced from 9 exons. The coding region runs from base 121 to 1977 and encodes 618 amino acids. Gene Ontology annotation, molecular function: steroid binding; zinc ion binding; sequence-specific DNA binding.